This is a messenger RNA of Racocetra persica, 3822 nucleotides long. The record is from the annotation of a GenBank genome assembly. Lineage: Eukaryota; Fungi; Glomeromycota; Glomeromycetes; Diversisporales; Gigasporaceae.
AUGCCUGACAUAGAAGAAGGAAUCGACGAAGGAGUUGAAGAAGGAGUUGAAGAAGGACAUGGAGAAGGAGCUGAUGAGGGAGAGGGAGUCGACGUUACGGCUCCGAUUGAUUCCUCGGAAGAAGAGGAGGAAACUGACGAAGAAGCAGCCAAAGAGGUACUCUUCAACAGAUUACGAAAUAUCAACCAAAUUGAUGACAUAUCUGAUGAUGAAUUGGAAUUGAUAGGAGAAAGCAGGUCUAGAAGUGAGCAAAACUUCAAACGUCUUAAGCGAGGUCGUCAUGAAAGUGAUACUGGCCAAAGAGGUCGAAGUUCCUAUUCUAAGCAAUAUUAUGAUGAUAUGAGCGAACCGGAAAAACUUUGGCAGGAGGUCUUUCAAGACCUUGAUGAAAAAUAUUCAUAUGCUUUCGACAAUCCGGAAGAUAUGGAUGUUGAACCUGCCGAAGGUUUGGAGGCAAUUUUAGACGAUGGUGCUCUUAAACGAUUAAAGAUGACCAGUGAUGAUAUACGUAUUAAGAAUACAGAUCUUCCGGAAAGAAUGCUACUUCGACCAGAUAUUGAUCAAGGUCGAAAGUUAACUGAUUUUGAAAUAGAAGAGGCUACUAAAAUGAUCUCUGAAGAUUUGGCAUAUUUUAAUGAACAACGACCUACUAAUCAAUUUAUGGUGGCCAUUAAACGUGUAUUGAAAUGUUUGGGGCAAGAAUUCUUUGAGGUCCCCUAUAUAUAUACGUAUCGCCGGGAUUACAUCGCAGAAUUUGAUGAUGAUUUUUCAAGACCACCUCAAGAAAUUCUUACACGAGCAGAUUUAUGGCAUAUUUAUGAUCUUGAAUAUAAAUACAGAUUGUUUAUUAAAAAACGUGAAGAAAUUCGAGACACUAUUAAAAAAUAUCGUAUCGAAGAUGAAUACGUUAAAACUUUUCUAUCUGAGGCAUCUUCUAUUGAGGCGCUCUCGGAUUUACAUGGAUAUAUCCACCAUCAAUAUUCUCAACAAAUUGUUGCCGCUUUAACUUCUCGCCGACAUGUGAAAAAAGUGUCAUUUUAUGAGGAAUGCAUGAGUCGAAAUCUUGACAAAUUAGUUUUCAAAAUCGGUGUUCGAGUACAAGAAUUUGGAAAAAGUUUAAAUCUUGGAAAAAAGAUUCACUAUCCUCGUGAAAUUGAAGAUGGGCCGCAGGAUGCGGCAAAAGAAUUUGCUUCAGCUUAUACUAGAAAAGCGGAAUUCACUAACUUAGACCCUGUCGAGCUUGCUCUUGCAGAUGCCGUGAAAAUGCUUUCUCAGGAUAUUGGAUUCGAUCCUUCUUUCCGAAAGUUUGUUCGUAGACGCGUUCUUGAGCAGGGUAUUAUAGUUGUAACUCCAGCACCACAUAAAGAUAUUGACAUUAAUCAUGAAUGUUGGCCUUAUAGAUACUUGAGGAAGCCGAUUAGUAAAUUUAGACAUUCAGGAUUGUUUGCUAAAAUCAUGAGAGGCGAGGAUCGCGGCAUACUCAAGGUUAAAAUUGAGCUGGAGCGUGAAUAUGAUUUCCUUGAUGUUCUUGAAAAGCAUAUAGUUGGUGAUAAUCGGGGAAAUCAAACUGGUCAAAGGUGGGAUAGAUACCGCAUUGAUGCGGUUCAUGCAGCUUAUAAUAAAGUAUUAUGCCCUAUAAUUGACAUAUGGAUUAAAGCACGACUUAAAGAUGAUGCCGAACAAUGGAUAAUGAAACAAUGCAUGCUUGGCCUCGAAUCUAAAUUAAACGUGGCCCCAAUUAAAUUUACAACAAGAGGCCGGCACCCUAUCGAAUGUGUUUGCCUUGACAGGACUGGACGGCUUUUAGAUAAUGUACGAUUCAAUGAUCUUCGAGACAAAGAGUCAAAAGAUUUUUACGAUUUUUACGUGUUUAUGCGUGACCAUAAGCCAAUUGCUAUUGUAUUACGCUCUUAUGAUAAUCGAACGGAAUAUUUGUUAGAAAAUGUUCAAGACGUGGUUGGAUAUUACAAAAAUCAUGGUGGUGAAGAAACUCCAGUAAUUGUUAUUGAUGAUGAGGUUGCCAAAAUAUAUAGACUUUCAUCUCGUGGGAGACAUGAUUAUCCAGACUCUGAAUAUAACGAAGUUGUCAGGUACUGCAUAUCUUUGGCGAGAACGAUACAGAAUCCCAUUCAAGAAUAUGCUGCGCUUGAAGAAUCAAUCACUUCUAUAAAAUGUCAUUCACUACAAAGCCUGUUGCCAAAAGAAAAAGAGCUCGAAUGUUUACAAAGGGCUUUCAUAAAUAUUGUGAAUGAAAUUGGUGUUGAUAUAAAUGACGUGAUAAAUUCUCCUUACAAAAGUGACCUACUACAAUACGUUAGUGGAUUAGGACCACGAAAAGUCGAUGCAUUGUAUAAAAGGAUUUUAAUUGAGGGCCAGACUGUUGAUAUGGACAGAAGAUAUGGCGUUGAUCUAAUAGAUGUGGCAAGAAGGGAGGAUUUGAAUAAAUUGUAUCAAUUAGGUCCAAAAGUGUACGCUAAUUGUGCCGGUUUUAUUCGAAUUCGACCAAAGCCGGCAGAUCCAUUUGAUGACACUCGUAUUCACCCUACGUAUUACAUUUUAGCACGUAAAAUGGCUGCAGAUGCUUUUGAUAUGGACGAUGAUGAAGCAGAGGAGGAAUUGCAACAACCUAAUCGUCGCGAUUUUCUUAAAAAAUUAUCAGCGGAACCAGAAAGGCUUAACGAUCUUAUCUUGGAGGAUUAUGCUAAAAGUCUUUCGAAAUAUUAUGAGUCUCCAACAAAAUUGAUUUUGCAUAAUAUCAAAAAUGAAAUGAUGAAACCUUAUGCAGAUCCUCGAGCGCCUUUUGAAAUACCUACGCCUGACAAAAUAUUUGAAAUGAUAACAGGAGAAACUGAUGAAACCUUAUACGAGGGUUUAAUCGUUUGUGUGAAGAUUUAUAAGAUUGAUGACAAAGCACUCAAAUGUCAGCUUGAUUCAGGGUUAGAUGGCACAAUUACUAUUGGUUAUGUCGCAGAUCACAGAAUAGAGUCGCAGGAAUUGCGAUCAAGAUUUCAUGUGGAUCAACAAAUUCUUGCAAAAGUUUUGUCCAUUGACAAAAUAAAAUUCUCUGUCACUUUAAGUUGCCGUCCGCGGGAUGUGAAUGGGAAGCAAACUUUUCAAUCCCAACGUUCAGUAGAUUCCGAUUACGAUUAUGAUGCAGAGGCAAGGGAACAAACUUCGAAACAAACAAAACCAAGGAAUGUAAUUACUCCUAAACUUCAUACACGUAUGAUACCACAUCCAAUGUUCAAGCCGUUUACUUAUGCAGAAGCACAAGAUUAUCUUAGUGAUAAGCAACCUGGUUCGUUGGUAAUUCGGCCGUCAUCCAAAGGUUAUGAUUAUAUAAGUAUUACUUGGAAACUAUACGACAAUAUUUAUCAGCAUAUUGAUGUUGUUGAAAAAGAUAAAAGUGGGGUCGUAAUUGGACGUAGACUUGAAGUUGAAAAUGGAAAAUAUGUCUAUUCUGAUUUAGAUGAACUAAUCGUAGACUAUGUAGAAGCCAAAGCUCAGAAAGUUGAAGCUUUAGUAAAUCACCCGAAAUUCAAGGAUUCGGAGAAAUCACUAAAUGAAUUUCUUGACAUAUCUUUAACCUUUAAUCCAAAACAAUCUGAAUAUGGAUUCUGUCUUGAUACUAAGACUCCUGGCUGGUUCUUAUUUAUGUUCAAAUUCAAGCCAGGAACUCAAAUUGAUAACUGGACUGGAUCUAUUAGGCCAGAUGGAUACAAAUUAAAAGACCAGAUUUAUCCUACUGUCAUAGAUUUGAUCAAUGGGUUUAAACGAAAUGUAUCAAAGAAUUCUAGUUCUCAAGCUUAUAUGAGGAGAUGA